AUGGUAGCAGUGUCGGGGAUCGAGGAGGGGAUGUAUUACCCUCAUUCUCUCUCUCUCUCUCUCUCUCUCUCUCUCUCUCUCUCUCUCUCUCUCUCUCCGAACCACCUUCUGCCGGUCCUUCUCGUCCUCCACCGUCGACUCGCGCCGCUCAAGCUUCCGCGACUACGGGGAGGGGCUGCGGUGGAUGCGGUCGGCGCCAAGAAGCAGAAGCUCAAGACCCCCGUCCAUAAGGGCGGCGGCACCAACCCCAAGUGGAACCACUCCCUCAAGUUUACGCUCGAUGACGACGCUCUCAAUCAGGACCGCCUGAAAGUCGAGAUCAAGCUCGUCUCCAACCGCAUCCUCCGCAACACCAAGAUCGGAAAAAUUAUUAUUCCGGCAAAGGAGCUGCUUCAGGAUUCGGGCGAAGGCGUGAGCUACCAGCUUGUGACUCGCAAAGGAAGAUCCAAAGGCAGCGUCAUUUUCAGGUCCGAGUUGGGCGAGAAAUACUGGGUUGAGCCCGAGCCUGUUGUGCAGCAGCCACAGAAGCCCGUUGGAGGAGGAGGAGGAGGUGACGUGGUGCUUGGUUUGUUGGGUGGACUACUGUUGGGUGGUUUGGCGAUCGGAGCGAUGGUUUCUGAUGAGGGUAAUGAUGAGCCGAGCAAUGUGUUUGAUUUCUAGAAACUCUCUAAAAAACUUCGGUUUUAAAUUUGUUAUUUUCGUUUUAAAUUGGGUACUAGUAGUUCAGCGUUUAUAACUGUAAAUGGAAGUCUAAAACUAUCAUGCAUGGUUAUAGUUGUCUUCAAGCAAAAAUGUUCAAAGAAAAAAACUUGUCUUUAGCAAUUUGCUAAUGGACCAACCUUGGCUUUUUGGAAUUGUUCUCUUAUAGUUGUUUUCGAUUUUUCAUAUUAUUUCGCU
Molecule: messenger RNA, 897 nt
Organism: Rosa rugosa (rugosa rose)
Lineage: Eukaryota; Viridiplantae; Streptophyta; Magnoliopsida; Rosales; Rosaceae
Exons: 2
Coding region: 1-660 (219 amino acids)
Source: RefSeq, a predicted model, not a curated record